AUGGCUGGUCUUCCCAACCUCGAAGAGUGGUAUCAAGAUGCCAACGAGGCGCUCAACAUCAGUCUCGUGGCGCCGUCGAAAUCGGGCCUCAAGACCAUUGCGGCAUUCAACCCAAAGUUCACGUAUUCCAUCUUUGGCGACGAUGAGAAAAUAUUUGGUUACAAGGACCUGAAGAUCCACCUGCGAUAUCGUGCCAAUGAUAUGCGCCCGCACCUGCGGGUUGCCUACAGCAAAAAGUUCAAGCCCGUUGGCGAGCAAGAGCCCACCGAUAUUGUGGAAAUUCUGGAGGAGGGAGGCCAUCUGCCAAAAGUUGCUUUCGUUAAGGGGUCAGACUUUGACAGCAGCUCGCAACAACUUGGCGACAACUGGUCUCCUCCUGGAACACUGCACGAUACGUUCGAGGGUCCCGAUGGACAGUAUGAGAUUUGGAAAGGAAGUCUCGUCGACCCAGCCGUGAGACAGUUGAACAGUCGAAUUCAAAUCCUGGUUCGCUUACUCAUCGAAGGAGGCACCUACAUCGGCUAUGAUCCAGAGUCGGACUCGACAGAGUUGGAUUUAUCAGAGGCCGAUCGAUGGACCUUAUUUUUCCUCUAUCGCAAGCAAAAGUCUGCUGAUGACGCGGAAAAGAGCUCGUACACCUUUAUGGGCUAUGCCACGGUUUACCGCUUCUUCUAUUUCCCACCGCUACCGACAACGAGGCUCUCACAGUUUAUCAUUCUCCCACCAUUCCAGGGCAAGGGAAGUGGCGCGCGCCUAUACAACACCGUCUUCAAGUACUACCACGACCACCCCCAGACACACGAGUUCACAGUUGAGAAUCCCAAUGAAGCUUUUGACGAUUUGCGAGACAGCUGUGACCUGGCUUUCCUGCGAAGCAUGCCCGAAUUCAGAGAGCUUCGCCUUGAUACCAAGGCCAAGAUUGCGCCCCGACAGUUUUAUCGAGUUCUAGAAAUGCACUUGAUGUCUCAGCUCCCAAAAUCAGUUCGUCCAACCAUGUCACUGGACGACUAUGUCCCGUCUCCUACAGCGGCGGACAAGCAUAAAGAAAAGCUGUGGCAGCUUAUUGUCAAGCAGCGAUUAUACCGCCACAACAAAGAAGUCCUUUCUCAAAUCGAUGUUGGCGAAAGGAUCGACAAACUGUCAGAAACGCUAGGAAGCGUUGAAUUAGAAUAUGCUAGGAUACUGGCAGCCCAUGAUCGUGCCAUGAAGCAUUCGACCUCAUCCAAUGGAAAGCGGAAACCGAGUGAGGCUUUGGCCGAGGCGACCUCCAGCAAGAAGGCCAGAGUGGAGGACGCGUGA
Messenger RNA from Trichoderma breve, 1299 nucleotides. RefSeq lists its product as uncharacterized. The transcript has 5 exons. The record is from RefSeq and is a predicted model, not a curated record. Gene Ontology annotation, biological process: subtelomeric heterochromatin formation. Gene Ontology annotation, cellular component: nucleus. Lineage: Eukaryota; Fungi; Ascomycota; Sordariomycetes; Hypocreales; Hypocreaceae. Bases 1 to 1299 code for a protein of 432 amino acids. Gene Ontology annotation, molecular function: histone H4 acetyltransferase activity.